Aphis gossypii (cotton aphid) is the source of this 1305-nucleotide messenger RNA. Its product is annotated as queuosine salvage protein. The transcript is spliced from 7 exons. Lineage: Eukaryota; Metazoa; Arthropoda; Insecta; Hemiptera; Aphididae. The record is from RefSeq and is a predicted model, not a curated record. The coding region runs from base 217 to 1227 and encodes 336 amino acids.
GAUAGGAGCAAAAUAAAUAAUUUAAUAAUUUAAAUAAAUAGUUUUGAGUGUUCUGCUUCUGACAUAAAAUUAUCGCCUAAACGAUUUGUAGUUACUAGUUAACUAGUUUACUCUUGAUAACCACUAACCUAGCGAAAACGCCCUUUAUUUAUUUCAUAAACGUUUAACAAUUUACAGUUUAAUAGUUAAAUUGCUGGAUAUUAAACUUGAAUCAAAAUGGUUUUACAGAUAUUAAGUACUUGUCAGAAAGUAGUAAACGAAUCUAAAGAUGUGCAAAUCAUUUCAUCAAACAUUCCAAAAUUGGCUCUAAAGAUUUAUACAUUGAUAGAAGAAGAUAAGCUAACUCUUGAUGAAUUCAAAAAAUGUCCAUUACAUCCAAAAAAUGAAGACGAAGAUGCAAUUAAUUGGAUAUUUAUUGUUGAUUCUUUGAACUAUUGUUUUUUUGAUCCCAAUAAUAAAUCCCAUUGGAGUGUUACUUGGAAAAAUGAAAAACAUACAGGAUAUUUUGGUUUAUGUGCUGCUAUUAACAGAGCCAUAGAAAAAGGGAUAAAUAUGACUGAUAUGAAAACAUGUUUGGAAUUAACAAGAAAUCAAUUGGAUGAAAUACUAUUAGGAGAUGAUGGAACAACUCUUCCUCUAUUACAAGAAAGAUAUUUGUGUUUACAACAAUCUGCUGACGUUUUAUUAAAAAAAUAUAAAGGAAGCUUUGUGAAUUGUAUAUUAGAAUCAAAUCGUUCAGCUCAGAAAUUAUUAGAAAUCAUUUCUGAAAACUUUUUUCAUUUUCGAGAUGAAUCUAUUUAUAACAACCAAACAGUUGCUAUUUAUAAAAGAGCUCAGAUUUUGAUUGCUGACAUUUGGUCAUCAUUCAGGGGUUCUGGUUUUGGAGAAUUUCAUGACAUAGAUACCUUAACUAUGUUUGCAGAUUAUAGAGUCCCUCAAGUUUUACUAUACUUCGGUGUUUUGAAAUAUUCAGAUAAUUUAAAAGAUACUCUCAAACAAGGUAUUCUACUUGAGCAUGGAGCACCAGAAGAAGUGGAAAUCAGAGCAGCUUCUAUUGUAGCAGUUAAUGAUGUUGUAAAUGAGGUGAAAAAAUUAAUGGCAAACAAAAAUGUACAUAAGAUUUGCAAUUCUAUUAUGGUUGAUACUUAUUUAUGGGGUUAUCGAAGAGAAAAUGCUGCAAUGUUGGAAGACACCCCAUAUCACAAGACAUUAAAUAUUUAUUAUUAAAACUAUGUUUUAAGAUAAUUUUUAUUAGUACAUUUUCAUUUUUUAAAGAACAAAAUAAAUAAAUAUAAUAUUUUAUAA